This is a messenger RNA of Gossypium raimondii (Peruvian cotton), 2498 nucleotides long. Its product is annotated as probable LRR receptor-like serine/threonine-protein kinase RKF3. NCBI's taxonomy places the organism in Eukaryota, Viridiplantae, Streptophyta, Magnoliopsida, Malvales, Malvaceae. The record is from RefSeq and is a predicted model, not a curated record. Gene Ontology annotation, biological process: protein phosphorylation. The coding region runs from base 252 to 2138 and encodes 628 amino acids. Gene Ontology annotation, molecular function: ATP binding; protein kinase activity. The transcript has a single exon.
CAUUAUACUAUUUUUACGCUUGGCAACUCAUCUCUCCCUCGAUUCUCGUUAACUACUAUUACGAAAAAUAGUCAAAAAGGCUGCUUUGAUGCUUUUCCCAUCUCAUCUUUUUCAAGUCAAAUCUCUCAACUAAAUCACAAACACCCCCCCGGUCUCUCUCUCUCUUCUUCGGCAACUCCCUUUUCCUUCUUUCCAUUUCCAUCUCCCUUUCCAUGUAUUGUAGGCUAUAGCAGUUACCUUUCCUUCCUCAAAUGUCCCUUCUUCUUUUCUUCAUUGUCUUCACUUUUUCCCCACUAUGUUUUGCUCAAAGCAAUACCCAACAACAACCAUGUCCUUUAAACUUCACUAUCCUCCGUCCCAUCCUCCCUAACCCCAGGCCUCGUCUCAACACCUCCAUGGAAUGCCACUAUGUUCGUCAGGGUCUCCGCCUUGUCCUUUCCGACUACCUCAAACGCACCGAUUCCUUCUACCCUCCUUUAAACACCGCCGAGUCCUGUUGGCAAUCUUACCAAUCCCUCGACCCCACCUUCGACAUGCGUUCCAGUUGUGGUUUCCAGACCGAUUGGAUCUCUCAAGGUUGCUUGAACUUAACCACCAGGGCUGAUUUUGAAGCUUUGAUCCCCAACGCCACCUUAUCCGAUGUCGUUUCGAAUUGUAACCAGUCGUUGCAGGGCUCGGCUUGUGCUUCUUGUACUCGAAGCUUGGCCAAUGUGCAAGCUUCGUACUUGAUCGACAAUUCAGUAGCAAACGUCUCCGACUGCACCGCUUACCCGUCUAUUUACGCAGCUGCUUUCGCUAAUUACGCUGGACCAACCGAUGAAGCCACCGCCUCUUGUUUAUUCUCGGUUGAUUUUAGCACCAUUAACAAUCGUAAAAGUAACAGACUUGGUCUGAUUUUGGGUGUUAGCGUUGGUGUUAGCGUUGGUUUAACUGUUUUGAUUGGUGGGUCUUGGUUUGCUUAUAGAAAAUACCAGGAUUCAAAGAGAAAGAAAGGGAAAGACAGAAUCAGGAGCCUCGAGAUGGGUGGUGCUGGUGGUUCUGGUUUGUCUUCCAUCACUGAAAGUACUAAUUUGCUUCGCUUUACCUUCGAUGACAUCAAGGAAGCCACUAGGAAUUUCUCGAGAGACAACAUUAUUGGCAAAGGAGGGUAUGGUAAUGUGUACAAAGGUUACUUACCUGAUGGCUCUGAGGUUGCUUUCAAAAGGUUCAAGAACUGUUCUGCCGCUGGUGAUGCCAAUUUCACACAUGAAGUUGAGGUAAUCGCCAGUGUUAGGCAUGUGAACCUUGUUGCUUUGAGGGGAUAUUGUACAACCACCACCACGUUAGAGGGUCACCAAAGGAUAAUCGUUUGUGAUUUAAUGAAGAACGGUAGCUUGUAUGAUCAUCUGUUUGGUUCCAUGGAAAGGAAACUCAGUUGGCCAAUGCGUCAAAAGAUAGCACUAGGAACAGCUAGGGGAUUGGCUUAUUUACAUUACGGAGCACAGCCAGCAAUCAUUCAUAGGGAUAUCAAAGCGAGUAACAUACUUUUGGAUGAUAAGUUUGAGGCCAAGGUAGCUGAUUUUGGACUAGCAAAGUUCACACCAGAAGGAAUGACACAUUUGAGCACCAGAGUAGCUGGAACAAUGGGGUAUGUUGCCCCUGAAUAUGCAUUGUAUGGUCAAUUGACCGAGAGAAGCGAUGUGUAUAGCUUCGGCGUAGUGCUUCUCGAGUUGUUGAGUGGAAAAAAGGCACUCACGAUGACUGAUGAUAACCAGCCUUCUCUAGUGGCUGAUUGGGCAUGGUCAUUGGUUAAGUCUGAGAGAGCUUUGGAUGUUAUUGAAGACGGCAUGCCGGAGUUAGGGCCACCGGAGGUUCUUGAGAAGUACGUGCUGGUCGCGGUCCUUUGCUCGCAUCCAGAGUUACAAUGCCGGCCAACCAUGGAUCAAGUAGUAAAAAUGUUGGAAACUGAUGUUUCAGUUCCCUCAAUCCCUGAACGACCGAUUCCUCUGGUGGCUCAUAUCGAUGACAUUGAGAGAUCGAUAAGCAGUAAUGGCUCGGGUCAUCUCUCUGGUUUGGCUGGCUAUCAAAUAUUUACUUGUGAAAGCAGUCAUCAUUCAGGUAGUAAGGAGGAAGGGACAAGUUUAGGCGCUAUUGAAUAGAGAAAGCUUCCCUGAUUGGUAUGCUCACCUUGAUUUUGAAUGGUUUAGAUUUUGUGCUUCACCAGUUUUAGAAUUGCAUAUGAUGUUGUAAAGAUUCAUUAAUAGUUUCACGGUCACGUUAGGUUCAUUUGAAUUCAAAUGAUAUAUAGGGCACAUAAGUGCUUGCCACAUUUGUAUGUACAGCAACUUCCUCUAGAACAUCAAAUUGAUUUGUUCACCAAAUGAUGCUUCAUUGUUUUUUCAUUUUCUGGAAAUUCCUGUAUAUACAUGUAUGUCAUGUUUUUGCCAACUUGUGGCAUGGAGUUUUGGUCUUAUGAAGAAAGAAUUUGAUUGUUAUGUACUGCAAGAAUUUGAUUUGUA